Messenger RNA from Geodia barretti, 2312 nucleotides. NCBI's taxonomy places the organism in Eukaryota, Metazoa, Porifera, Demospongiae, Tetractinellida, Geodiidae. The record is from the annotation of a GenBank genome assembly.
AUGCAGGCCAUAACUAAUAUCUACACCACGUGGCCCACGAGUGACGUCAUGCACAGUAAUGGAGCACGUGAAUAUCAUGUGACAUUCAAACGUCAGAGGAGAGAGAGACAAUUAGACAUCUCAGUCACUCUCUUGAACCAGAACAAGCAGCCACCCCUGAUAUUUUGUUGUGAGGGCCAUUUAAGUCGGGAUCUGCGGUGUGUGGCGUUGUUUUUGAUGGCGGAAGGCGACAAGCAGCCGAAUGUAGACAGUAUCAUACAGAGGUUACUGGAAGUCCGUGGCUCAAGGCCUGGCAAGAACGUCCAGUUGACGGAGGCUGAGAUACGCGGUCUCUGCCUCAAGUCUAGAGAGAUAUUCCUCAGUCAGCCCAUUCUCCUAGAGCUAGAGGCACCUCUCAAGAUAUGCGGAGAUAUCCACGGUCAGUACUAUGACCUCCUACGUCUGUUCGAGUAUGGAGGCUUCCCUCCGGAAUCCAACUACCUCUUCCUUGGAGACUACGUGGACAGAGGCAAACAGUCCCUUGAGACAAUUUGUCUGUUGCUAGCCUACAAGAUCAAGUACCCAGAGAACUUCUUUCUCCUUCGAGGGAACCACGAAUGUGCCUCUAUCAACAGAAUAUAUGGGUUCUAUGAUGAGUGCAAACGACGCUACAACAUCAGACUUUGGAAAGUGUUCACAGACUGUUUCAACUGCCUCCCUGUUGCAGCCAUUCUGGACGAGAAGAUCUUCUGUUGCCAUGGAGGUCUGUCUCCAGAUCUACAGUCUAUGGAACAGAUUCGUCGUAUCAUGAGACCCACUGAUGUUCCUGACCAAGGUCUGCUGUGUGACCUCCUGUGGGCUGACCCUGACAAGGAGACAAUGGGCUGGGGAGAAAACGACAGAGGAGUGUCCUUCACUUUCGGACCAGAGAUUGUGUCCAAGUUCCUAACCAAACAUGACCUGGACCUCAUAUGCCGAGCCCACCAGGUGGUGGAAGAUGGCUACGAGUUCUUUGCCAAGAGGCAGUUGGUCACUCUUUUUUCUGCUCCCAACUACUGUGGGGAGUUUGACAAUGCUGGCGCCAUGAUGAGUGUAGACGAGACACUCAUGUGCUCAUUCCAGAUCCUGAAACCAGCUCAGGAGAAGAGGAAAAUUUAUCCAUUUGGAGCAGGCGGGCAGGCUGGACGUCCUAACACCCCUCCCAAGGCCGGAAAUGGGAAGGGGAAAAAGAAAUAAGUUGUAUUGCCUAUUUCCCAUAGCAUAAUGAACUGUACAUACAUGUCAGUAAUGCACCAUCACACAUCCACUUCAGUAUGAGUUUAUACUUACAUUAGCUUGUAUAUACAUUGUUUUAUUUUGCUGUAGAGACACGUUUGGGGGCUUCCCAACACUCAUAUUAUAAUUUUUAUCAUGGUGUAUAUACAAUUCGUCCGAAAUAUAGUGGUGGUUAUUUUCCACCAAUGGUAAAGUGUUCUGCCUCCUCUUCACUGCUGUCUUUUUCAGCUGGCUUGGCCUCCUCCUUUUCCCCACCCUCACUCUCUAUUUUGGUCAUCUUUUGUGCCAGCUUCUGUCGCUGCUUUCUCCUCAACCUUUUGGCUCUCUUUUUGGCUGUUCUGGCAUCAUCCUCUGCUCUGUGCAUGGCCAUGGUCUCUUGGAAUUCCUCCUCCAACUCUUCCUCAUUUGCCUUGACUGCAAUGAAGUCCUGUCUGUCAUUCUCUCUCCGUCGCAAGUGUCGGUACACAUGAAAAACCUCACUGCCUGCGCCAGCACUCGAUCCCAUAUAGAAUCGCACAAAUUCUGGAGGUUCUUGAGGCUUUCUAUCUUUGGAGGGCUCGGGGAUGGGGACAGGUCUAUCCUAGAUAACAUUUCACUGACUUGGACGGCGGCAGCUACGCCUACAUACAAUGCAUUACCGGUUGCUCCAUCAACUUGUCAAGGUGUCGCUUGUGUUGGUCUCUCGUUGGGUUUUUGCUCGGCCUUCGUCUGGUCCUGUUGUCCUCGCUAUCCUCACCCUUUUCUUGCCGCCUGUUGCUCAACUCAUUUCCACCAUGACUGCGUCUCUCCUCACCCCCUUCCCGGCCUCUACCUCGACCAGCUCCACCGCCCCUCCCGCUUUCUCUUGGUCUCUCCUCCAUGCCUGUGGUGCGCGUCAAUUGGAGUAACACGACAUGAACGUGCAGGUGGCUUUUGGUGUAGGUGUCUUUGGAGCUGUCCUAGCUGCCAGUGUGUACGUGCUCUGGGGCCCUGAGAAGCUUCUAAGGCGGAGAGGUGGGUUCGAGUGUUGUUCCCUGUUCUUUUUCACGUCCUUCCGGCCAGGUAGAUGUGCAGGUCUC